AUUAUAGUUCUGUUCGUUUCCAUAUCAUUUUUCAAUGCUACGUAUACCACUGCUCCCUACUCUUCGGAGAGAAGUCCUCAGAACUUCAAGAGGUUAUACCACAAACAGGAUCGCUGUGGAUGGCUUCACCGGUUCAGUAGGCAACACACCUCUGAUAUAUUUGAAGUCUCUGUCAGAACAGACGGGAUGUAAGAUAUUUGGCAAGGCAGAAUUCCAAAAUCCUGGUGGAAGCAUCAAAGACCGAGCUGCUGUUGGUGUAGUAAGAGAUGCUGAGGAAAAAGGAUUCCUCAAACCCGGGGGGACCGUAGUGGAAGGCACGGCUGGAAAUACUGGCAUUGGUCUGGCACACGUAUGCAGGUCAAAAGGCUACAAAUGUGUCAUUUUCAUGCCGAAUACUCAGAGUCAAGAAAAGAUCGACCUUCUUCGUAUGCUGGGUGCUGAAGUAUUCCCUGUCCCUGCUGUUGCGUAUGAAAACCCCCAGAAUUACAAUCACCAAGCCCGCGAAUACGCCAAAAGCAUACCAAACGCUAUAUGGACAGAUCAGUUCGACAACACGGCUAAUGCAUAUGCACAUUACAUUUCUACUGGUCCAGAAAUCUGGGAGCAAACACAAGGUGAAAUUGAUGGAUUCAUCUGCUCGACGGGCACAGGAGGGACUUUGGCUGGUGUAGGAAAGUAUCUAAAAGAGAAGAGUAAAUGUAAGACACAGACCUGGUUGGCAGACCCACCGGGCAGUGUCUUGCACAGUUAUAUAACAAGCGGUGGCAAGUUGACUGAGAGGAAAGGAAGUUCUAUUACUGAAGGUAUUGGCCAAGGAAGAAUUACGCAUAACUUAGCAACCUUCGUGAAUGAUAUCACUGGAUCAAUACACAUCUCUGAUGAGAAGUCUAUAUCAAUGGUCUACCAGCUCUUGGAUACGGAGGGGCUGUAUGUUGGAGCCAGCUCUGCACUCAACGUCGUUGCUGCCGUCGAGCUUGCUCAAAUGAUGGGGAAAGGGUCCAAGGUUGUUACAGUUUUAUGUGAUGGUGCUUAUCGGUACCAGAGUCGGCUAUUCUCGAAGAAAUGGUUAAAGGCGAAAGGGUUAGAGGAGGCCAUUCCUGAACAUCUGAAGAAAUAUUCUGUGUUGGAUUAACGGCACUUUGUCUAAUCGUUUGAUCUGUGAAUGAUGGAAUCUAAUAACUACAUAGACUUACUAGUACGGCAAUGAUAGUGCAUUCCACGUAUCUCAUUCGAUGCUAGAUUUAUAGCUGUCUGAUUUGCAAUCCUGAUUGCUAUGCCAAUGAAAACAUACCGAAUUAGAGUGGCCAUCUCAACGCCAUCUU
This is a messenger RNA of Serpula lacrymans var. lacrymans S7.9, 1322 nucleotides long. RefSeq lists its product as uncharacterized. Gene Ontology annotation, molecular function: pyridoxal phosphate binding; cysteine synthase activity. The transcript has 6 exons. Gene Ontology annotation, cellular component: cytoplasm. The record is from RefSeq and is a predicted model, not a curated record. NCBI's taxonomy places the organism in Eukaryota, Fungi, Basidiomycota, Agaricomycetes, Boletales, Serpulaceae. The coding region runs from base 35 to 1132 and encodes 365 amino acids.